Molecule: messenger RNA, 896 nt
Organism: Galeopterus variegatus (Sunda flying lemur)
Lineage: Eukaryota; Metazoa; Chordata; Mammalia; Dermoptera; Cynocephalidae
Gene: BATF3
Product: basic leucine zipper transcription factor, ATF-like 3
Exons: 3
Coding region: 1-597 (198 amino acids)
Biological process (GO): regulation of transcription by RNA polymerase II
Cellular component (GO): nucleus
Molecular function (GO): DNA-binding transcription factor activity, RNA polymerase II-specific; RNA polymerase II cis-regulatory region sequence-specific DNA binding
Source: RefSeq, a predicted model, not a curated record
AUGGGACCGGGGAAAAUCUCCGACCCCAAACCGCCCACGUGUGUGUCUCACCCCGAGCUCCCCGACAGCGGCCGAAGGACCUCGAAGUCUGCGCCGCGCCUCCCGACCCCCGCCCACCCCGGCGUCGCCCCCUGCGGCUGGGCUUCGCGUUCCCUCGGGGGUUCAGAGCCACCACGUGACUUCCACGACGCGCCGAGCCCCAGCGGAAAGCCGCGACAGGGGUGGGAUGUGGGACCCCGGGAGCGAGCACAGAGCAGGGCAGGGCCAGGGACCUUGACACCACAUCUCACCAGAUGUUUCCCCCAGAGCCCUGAGGAUGAUGACAGGAAGGUCCGAAGGAGAGAGAAAAACCGAGUUGCUGCUCAGAGAAGUCGGAAGAAGCAGACACAGAAGGCUGACAAGCUCCAUGAGGAACAUGAGUGCCUGGAGCAAGAAAACACAGUGCUGCGGAGAGAGAUCGGGAAGCUGACGGAGGAGAUAAAGCACCUGAGUGCGGUGCUAAAGGAGCACGAGAAGACAUGCCCACUGCUGCUCUGUCCCAUGAACUUUGUGCCACUGCCCCGGCCGGACCCUGUGGCUGGCUGCCUGCCCCGAUGAGGCCCCAGGACACUCCUCUGCCCAGCGAGGAGCCUCAGUUGUUUUUGAAUCUGGGAGGAAGUGCUUCGUUCCGGAGCUGCACAUGGGAAGACCUGUGGUCAGGUCCCCUCCUGGGCCACCGUGUCCUCCCUCAGCAGACACGACACCUGCAGGCCCUGCCUCUCAGCCCAGAGCAGAUACGGUGCGAGGGCCGCCUCAGGAGGCACUUCUCAUACCUUUGGCAGCUAGUAGGUUCUGCUGUUAUGCAGAAUCGCAUCCUCUAGAACUUGGAUAAUAAAGGUGAUUCUCUCCUUUCCAAA